Funneliformis mosseae is the source of this 579-nucleotide messenger RNA. NCBI's taxonomy places the organism in Eukaryota, Fungi, Glomeromycota, Glomeromycetes, Glomerales, Glomeraceae. The record is from the annotation of a GenBank genome assembly.
AUGGAUGUAUACAAGCAAGAGCUUUACCUCAUAUUUAUGAAUGGAAAACCUAAUUGGACAAAAAAUGGAAUAUACAUGCCACAGCCACAAAUUUCAUCACACACCAUGCUAACGUCAUCUUGGGAAAUUCCGAUGCCACAUAGUUUAAGUGUUGUAAGACAGCUAAAGGGAAAACAAUUGCAAGAAGAAUUAGAAAAUCGUGGAACAAUAGUAGAUGAAAGAGAAAAUCGGGAUGAAAUGAUAAGAACUUUAGAAUAUGAAAUGGCAAAAGAAACACAGUCAAAAAAAAUUGGCGGUACAUCAGAAAAAACUCUCAGCAAUAAUACAAAUACAUCACAAACUAGUAAUUCUAUAGAUAUAAGCAUGUUUCCUUUGUUAUGUGGCUGGGCUUUGAAACACAGAAGAAUGAAUGGAUAUACCAUGCGAGAAAAACUAGUUGAGAAACAGGAAAGUGGUGAAUUAGCGCAAGAUGUUGAAAUUCCAGAAGUACCUUCUAUUAACAAUUGGAUAACAAGAUUCGCUGCAAAAUCUAAAAAAAACUUAUCUGAGCAAGCUAUAGCUAGUUCUUUAACGGUUUAA